AUGAGCAUCCAUCAGGAAACUGGGACCUUCGGGGUGUGGGACUAUUUGGUGUUCGCCGGUAUGCUGUUCAUCUCAGCAGCCAUUGGCAUUUACUAUGCCUUCUCCAGAGGUGGCCGGCAGACCCCGAAGGAAUUCAUGGUGGGAGACCGGCAGAUGACGGCGAUGCCAGUGGCGCUGUCUCUCACAGCCAGCUUCAUUUCGGCCAUCACCGUUCUGGGGACACCCUCUGAGGUCUAUCGCUUCGGGGCCAUAUUCAGUAUGUACGCUAUCAGCCAAGUCUUAGUGGUCCUCAUCACUGCAGAGGUUUUCCUCCCAGUCUUUUACAAGCUGGGCAUUGCCAGCACCUACGAGUAUUUAGAGCUUCGUUUCAACAAACACAUUCGCCUCUGUGGAACAAUCCUCUUCAUCUUUCAAACGAUUCUAUAUACUGGGAUUGUUAUUUAUGCUCCAGCUCUUGCUUUGAAUCAAGUCACAGGAUUUGACCUGUGGGGUGCAAUCAUUGUCACAGGAGUGGUCUGCACUUUCUACUGCACAAUGGGUGGUUUCAAAGCUGUCAUCUGGACAGAUGUUUUCCAAAUUGGAAUCAUGGUGGCAGGACUUUUGUCUGUGAUCAUCCGGGCUGCUGAGAUUCAAGGUGGGAUCAACAAUAUUCUAAAUGAUUCCUAUCAUGGAGGAAGAUUGAACUUCUGGGACUUCAAUCCAAACCCUUUGCAAAGGUAUAGCUUCUGGACAAUUGUCAUUGGGGGGACCUUCACAUCAACCAGCAUCUAUGGCAUCAAUCAAUCCCAGGUCCAGAGGUACAUCGCUUGCAAAAGCAGGUUCCAAGCAAAAAUGUCUCUUUAUAUAAAUCUUGUAGGACACUGGAUAAUUCUUGUCUGCACGGUACUUUGUGGGCUUGCCAUUUAUUCAAGGUACCAUGACUGUGAUCCUUGGACUUCAAAGAAAAUAUCAGCACCAGACCAGCUCAUGCCCUAUCUGGUGAUGGACAUUUUGCAAGAUUAUCCAGGACUCCCAGGCCUGUUUGUUGCAUGUGUAUAUGGUGGAACAUUGAGCACAGUGUCCUCCAGUAUCAAUGCUUUAGCUUUAGUCACGAUUGAAGACCUCAUCAAACCGCACUUUCAAUCACUCUCAGAAAAAACUCUGUCUUGGUUUUUGAAAGGAACAAGUGUGUUGUACGGAGCUCUGUGCAUUGGGAUGGCAGCCUUGGCAUCUCUCGUUGGGGUUUUAUUACAGGCAGCACUCAGUAUCUUUGGUAUCAUUGGUGGGCCCCUUUUGGGUUUGUUUUCUCUGGGCAUCUUGGCCCCUUUUGUCAACUCAAUGGGAGCAUUUGUAGGGCUCACUGCUGGAUUUGUCAUUUCCCUUUGGAUUGGAAUUGGAGCUCAGCUUUAUCCCCCACUUCCAGAGAGGACUUUACCACUAAGCCUCAAUACCUAUGGCUGUAACAUAACUGACUUCCACCACCAGGCAAACUGGAACUCAACCACAGAAACACCAUUUUCUACAAGUCCUUUUCAAGUUCAUAGUGCUGAAAGAACUCCCCUAAUGGAUAAUUGGUAUUCCUUAUCAUUUAUGCACUUCAGUACCAUUGGGACCUUGGUCACUCUACUUGUGGGAAUCAUUGUUAGUCUCCUAACAGGAGGAAGAAAACAGAGUUUAGACGAUAGAUUGCUUCUAACCAAAGAAGAUUUUUUAUCCAACUUUGACUUUUUAAAGAGGGAGAAACUAAUUUUAAAUCCUCAAUCUUACAAGAAGGAAGAUGAUGGAAUUGAUAACCCUACCUUCAGCUAUGUUGAAAUGCACUCCACAGAUGAGAAUGGAAAAAUCAGUCGGCCAUAUUGA
Molecule: messenger RNA, 1839 nt
Organism: Dromiciops gliroides (monito del monte)
Lineage: Eukaryota; Metazoa; Chordata; Mammalia; Microbiotheria; Microbiotheriidae
Product: sodium-coupled monocarboxylate transporter 1-like
Exons: 15
Coding region: 1-1839 (612 amino acids)
Biological process (GO): sodium ion transport; propanoate transmembrane transport
Cellular component (GO): membrane
Molecular function (GO): organic acid:sodium symporter activity
Source: RefSeq, a predicted model, not a curated record